Camellia sinensis is the source of this 3105-nucleotide messenger RNA. Its product is annotated as receptor protein kinase TMK1. The record is from RefSeq and is a predicted model, not a curated record. NCBI's taxonomy places the organism in Eukaryota, Viridiplantae, Streptophyta, Magnoliopsida, Ericales, Theaceae. Gene Ontology annotation, biological process: protein phosphorylation. Gene Ontology annotation, molecular function: protein kinase activity; protein binding; ATP binding.
UUUUUUUUGUCUGUUUGUUUGUUUUUGUUUCAAUGGUUGAGGAUAGCUGCAAGCCUGCAAGAUGCUGCGAUUGUCUCGUUCCUGUCCUCGGGGAUGACGAAACGUUCCUCUAGAGGGAAUCAUACCUCUGUCUUCAGUUGUUUCUGAUCAUGCAAUUGAGAAUAUUAACUUCGAAUUCUCGCACAAAUCGCAGUUGGAAUCUUCAAAACCAAAUACCAAGAGACAAAACACAUCCAUUCACGCUGCGAUGAUUUCCAUCUCUCACUUCUCUCUCUCUUGCAUUUUUUUUGUUAUUAUUAUUAUUAUCAGAGCUAUAAUACCCAGAAUCUCCAUCAAGGUAUUAGAAAUUGUUUUGAAAAUUGUGAGCAAGGAAUGGGAGGAGGGGAUACACAGCAGUGUUGAGAGAGUUUGGUGUCAAUUUUCUCGAGAAAAUGGGGAUAAUAACCCAUCUGGGUUCAAGGUUUUUUGCCUUGUUGUUUCUCUCUCUGCUCUCCGUCUUCGUCUUCGUUCACACCAAGUCCAGUUCGCGUGACGCUGCAGUAAUGCUUAUUCUGAGGCAGAAUCUCAAUGCAUCCAAGUCACUAGGUUGGAUCGACCCGGACCCUUGCCAAUGGCAACACGUGAGUUGUUCCGAAGACGGGCGGGUCACCCGGAUUCAAAUCGGGUAUCAGAACCUCACCGGUUGUCUCCCUUCGAACCUCAGCUACCUCACCGCCUUGCAGAUACUCGAUCUCUCUUCUAACCAACUCCAGGGUCCGCUUCCUAGUCUUGCCGGGUUGAGCUCACUUCAGAACCUGUCGCUCAGCAACAACAACUUCUCUUCCAUUCCUUUCGAUUUCUUCUUCGGCAUGACGUCCCUCGAAAGGGUCUAUCUCGACAACAUCCCCUUCCAUCCGACUCCGAUACCGAUCAGUCUCCAAAACGCAUCAAACCUUAAGGUCUUCUCGGCCAACGCCUCUAAUUUCUCUGGCAAAAUUCCCUAUUUUUUUGGCAAGUUUGCGAGGCUGACGACACUUCACUUGGCGUUCAACAACCUUCACGGUGAGCUGCCGGCGACCUUUUCGAGUUCUUCAAUUCAGUCUCUGUGGUUGAAUGAGCAACAGAGUACUUAUAAGCUCCAUGGUUCGAUUGAUGUCAUACAGAAUAUGACCCAGUUGAAGGAGGUGUGGUUGGAUUUAAAUUCCUUUUCGGGUCCAAUGCCGGACUUUUCUAGGCUUAUGGGGUUGGAGAGCUUUAGGGUGAGGGACAAUAGCAUUACAGGUCAAGUACCAGCAUCUAUCUUGGAUCUUCCAUGGCUUAAGGUUGUGAGUUUGACCAACAAUUUGCUACAAGGGCCGACCCUGAAGUUUAACUCUUCUGUUACAAUUGACAUGGAAACUGGGUCUAAUAGUUUCUGCUUACCUGCUCAUGGAGCUGCCUGCGAUCCCCGGGUGAAUACAUUACUUUCCAUUGCUCAAUUUAGUGGUUACCCGGUUGUGUUCUCAGAGAAUUGGAAAGGAAAUGACCCUUGUAAGGCAUGGCUUGGGCUCCAUUGUGAGAACGAAAACAUUACUGUUGUCAAUUUUUCAUAUUUGGGUCUUACGGGUAUGAUUUCUCCAAACUUCUCGUCAAUCGUUUCAUUACAAAUACUAAUCCUUGCUAGUAAUAAUCUAGUGGGUAUGAUCCCGAAUGAGCUUACAACUUUGCCUAACCUUAGAGAAUUAGAUAUCUCGAACAAUUGCCUUUAUGGAAAAAUUCCUUCAUUUAAGAGUAAUGUGGUUGUAAACACUAAUGGAAAUCCUGAUAUUUGGAUGGAUGUUGACAGUGGCAAUAUGUACUUAUCCGUAGUGAAUCUAGGCUUGGUAAUUGGUGGUAUUUGUGUAGUUUUAUUUGCUGGGAUUUUGAUAUAUAUGUGUAAACGAAAGCAUUAUGGUCAUAUUCAUGUUAUUGAAUCUGAACGAAUGGUAAUCUCUAUUCAUGUGUUAAAGAAUGCGACUAGCAAUUUUAGCCAAGAGAAUAUAUUGGGAAGAGGCGGAUUUGGAAUUGUUUACAAAGGGGCGUUGCAUGAUGGGACUAAGAUUGCGGUUAAGAGAAUGGAUUCUGGAGUGCUAUGUGAAAGGGGUUGGGAUCAGUUCAAGUCUGAGAUUAUUGUGCUGAGUAAGGUUCGACAUAAGCAUUUGGUUUCUCUUUUUGGAUAUUGCUUGGAUGCAAAUGAGAGGCUACUUGUUUAUGAAUACAUGCCUCAAGGGACUCUUAGCAGACAUUUGUUUAGAUGGAAGGAGGAAGGGUUGAAACCCCUUGAAUGGUUAAGAAGGUUGACCAUUGCACUAGAUGUGGCUAGAGGAGUUGAGUAUCUACAUGUUUUAGCCCAUCGAAGUUUUAUUCAUAGGGAUCUGAAACCAUCAAACAUUCUUCUAGGAGAUGAUAUGCAUGCUAAAGUUGGUGAUUUUGGACUUGUGCGUCUUGUACCAGAUGGGAAGUCUUCAAUUCUAACUAAACUAGCAGGAACUUUUGGAUAUCUAGCACCAGAAUAUGCAGUGACAGGACGAGUGACAACUAAGAUUGAUGUGUUCAGUUUCGGAGUGAUUUUACUGCAGUUGAUUACUGGAAGAAAAGCAGUAGUUGAACUUGAGACCGAGCAUGAUGAGUACGUUGGUAUUGUUGCUUGGUUCUACAAAAUGCGUAUGCAAAAGGAUGCAUUUCACAAGGCUAUCGACUCAACAAUUAACCUUGAUGAAGAAACACUUGUUAGUAUUGAUACUGUUGCUGAGUUGGCGGGCCAUUGUUGUGCAAAUAAUCACUCUCAGAGGCCCGAUAUGGGCCACAUAGUCAAUGUGCUUUCAACUCUUGUUGAUCAUUGGAGUCCAUCCAACUCUCAUUGUGAUGAGGGAUUUGGCUCAUUUGGUGAGGUUAAGCCAAAAGAUUAUAGCCAAAUAUUUUGAAAUUAGUUCCCAAAAUUUUGUCAUAUUCAAAUUAUUAGUUACAAGAGCAUAUAAAUAUGUAGAAUAUUUCAAAAUAUUUGUAAAAGGCUUUAGAACUCUUCAUAUUUUAAAAAAUAAAAGUGUAUGGAGUAGUAGUAAUCUUAAUGUAAAAAUAAACUCCAACAUUUUUCUAUGAUCAUUUUCU